Molecule: messenger RNA, 2526 nt
Organism: Exophiala aquamarina CBS 119918
Lineage: Eukaryota; Fungi; Ascomycota; Eurotiomycetes; Chaetothyriales; Herpotrichiellaceae
Exons: 2
Coding region: 1-2526 (841 amino acids)
Cellular component (GO): endoplasmic reticulum; Golgi apparatus
Source: RefSeq, a predicted model, not a curated record
AUGGCUGGCAAGCCUCAGUCACGAUGGGGUUUUCUACAACAAGCCGUCGCUUCAGUGGAGUCUAGGUUGGACAACAUUCUAGCAGAAGAGAACGACUCGCCCGCUCCUAAACGAAAUCCACCCUCUUCAUCACAACCUCUAAAGGAGUCCGCGCAUUCCAAGAAGUUAUCUUCCGAUCUCUCUAGAAGUAGCAGCAAUGCUUCAGUCUCAAAUGACCGCCUACAAGAGCGCCUUGCGAAAGCAAUGGCCAAAAAGAACCUCAGCCGACCUGAAAGCCCGGCGGCCCGACCAUCCUCCGCCACGCCAUCUGACUUGAAAGACGAUGCGAUAGCAAAUCUCGCGGAUGGGGGGAGAAAUGAUGAAAAAUCGACCUCGGAUUCCAGCCCUCUGCAAGGUGCACCGAGCAAGUCCUUCGACGGUUCUGGGGCUGUCUCCCCAAAGCCAGGCGAUGUGCUCUUAGACAUCGCUAUACCCGUUGAAUCAGCUGAGGUAGACGAGGCCCCGACCGAGAAUACCGAUGUUGCCAAUUCUGUGGUCCUCGAAUCCGAUGCCAUCACACCCGUAGCGGAGUCUGAGGAGAACACUCAACUUGCUCCGCUCCAGCCGUUGUUGGUUGAUGCCGAGCGGAAAAGUGAGGACACACGCCGGAGAUCAUCCUCCGACGAGAACGUUACGAUUGUAAAGCUGCAAGAUGAAAUCAAUGGCUAUAUCGAAAGAAUUGACGCUCUUCAGUCAAAGCUCAAGUAUCUUAGCAAAGAGGCAGCAGUGUCUGCCAAACAAGCAGGGGCAGCCGCCCAGUCUGGUAGUCUAGAGAAAAAAAUUCUCGAAAAGGAUGAAAAGAUCGCGUUAUUGAUUGAAGAAGGGCAGAACUUGUCCAAAUUAGAGAUGAAGCACUUGGCAACUAUUAAAAAGAUGCGCACCCAAGUGUUAGCCGACAGCAAAGAUCGGGAAACCAUGAAGGAUCGUGCAGACAAGGCGGAAGGGGCACUGCGGACUAUGGAGGACCGAGCAAGGAAAGCCGAAGCUGCAACCAAACGAGCGGAGCAAGCUCUCGCAACAAAUUCAACAAAUGCAACCGAUUUUGAAGCCAUUCGCAGAGAAAGGGAUGCGCUGCACGCCACCAUUGCGGACAUGAAGUCUCAACUAAUCAAGGCAAACUUGCGGGCCGAGGCUGCAGAAACAAAGGCUCAGUCAGACCUGGUCGAGAAGGAGCGAAGAAAGGCAGCCGAGUUACAAGAUGACUUGACCAGUGCAAAGGUCGAAAGAGAGAUCUCGGAAGAGAAAUUGCGAAGAGAGAUCACAGAUUUGCAGGCUGCCCUGGGAAGAGAGAAGGAACAAACUCGAGUGAUGGAAAGUGAAAUGCUUGGUGAGCAGGCCACAUUAGAAAGCAAGCUCGAAUCUUUUCGCGUUCGCGCCGAGGAAGCCUCAUCGGCAGACCACGGCCAUGUCCAAGCCAAGCUGCUCCGACAAAUCGAGACCUUACAAAGCCAAUAUUUGACUGCCAGCCAGAAUUGGCAAGGCAUUGAGAGCACCCUUCUCGGCAGGAUCACAAAUCUCGAAAAAGAACGUGACGAGAUUGCGGGAAGGGAGGCCGAGCUGCGGAAGAAGCUGCGGGAUGCUACAGUCAAAGCCAAGAAUGCGGAUCGCGACCUAGACACUCUCCAGAACAAGUAUAUGGAGAUGGAUAAGACAGCCGCCGAAGACAGCGCAGAAAUCCACCGGCUCACUCGUAAGACGACACAGCUCGAGACAGAUCUAGCCACAGCCAGACAGGACCUCCAGGAGCAAAAGCUAACUGCCGAGCGAGAGCUACAACGGAGAUUGGAUGAGGAAAGGGCAAAAUGGACUGCCUCCCUGCAUAUUCAGCGAACCGACUCUCCUGGAACCUCGAUCCGCAAGAAUAUCUCCAAUGGUAUGGGGCUGGACUUGCACCAUUUGAUGAGUCCCAUGCCGUAUGAACGGGGAAACAGUCGAAGAUCAUCUGUAAUGCCAUUUGAUUCCAAUACUCCACCACGCCAACAGUCCACAACUUCUUUUCGAGGUCUGGCUAACGGCUCUGUUGCGGAAACACCCUCUGUCGUCACAUCGAUAGAUGCCGAUGAUUAUUUUGCCAACAUUCCUCCUACGCCUCUAUCUGCAAGUCAUCACUCUCAUCGUGGUCUCAAUGAGCUUGUAUCGACCUCGACAGUUGGCGCGGGACCUUCAGUCCAGCUCGUUGAGCGAAUUUCUGCAAAUGUUCGCCGCUUAGAGAGUGAGAAAGCCGCAUCUAAAGAUGAGCUCUCCCGCAUUACCGGCCAACGUGAUGAGGCUAGACAAGAAGUCGUCAACCUGAUGCGCGAGGUGGAGGAGAAGCGAAAGAUCGAGGAACGUCUCCAGGCUCUCGAGAGAAAACAUGUCGAGGUGACUGAGAGGCAUCGCACCACUUUGGAGCUGCUGGGCGAGAAGAGUGAGCAGGUGGAGGAACUCAAGGCGGAUAUUGUUGAUGUGAAACAAAUGUAUCGACAGUUGGCAGAUACCAUGAAAUGA